Molecule: messenger RNA, 393 nt
Organism: Beta vulgaris subsp. vulgaris (sugar beet)
Lineage: Eukaryota; Viridiplantae; Streptophyta; Magnoliopsida; Caryophyllales; Amaranthaceae
Product: auxin-responsive protein SAUR76
Exons: 1
Coding region: 1-393 (130 amino acids)
Biological process (GO): response to auxin
Source: RefSeq, a predicted model, not a curated record
AUGGCAAAAGGAGGGAAACUAGCAAAGUUGAUAAAGAAGCUAUCCUUUGGUAAAUCCACUGCAACAAACACCAUCUCCUCCUCCUUCUCCUCCUCCAUCUCCGCCUCCUCGAGCUCGAUACGAUCCGAUAUCUCAGACUCAGCCUCCUCGGACACCUCGUCCGCCACCCUACACCCGGUUUACGUAGGGAAGUCGAGGCGGCGGUACCUCCUCUCUUCCGACGUAGUAGGCCACCCCCUCGUCCAACAAGUCGCCGGAAAAACUGCCGGAGACGAUGACAUUACCGUUGUAGGGUGUGAAGUGGUGUUGUUUGAGCAUUUACUUUGGAUGUUGGACAAUGCUGAUCCUAUGCCUGAGUCUUUGGAUGAGCUUGCUGAUUUUUAUGCUUGUUGA